AUGGAUAAUGACAAUGGAGAAGGAGUUGUACAAACCAUAUAUCCACUAUUUUCUCAGAAUGGUGUUUGCAUUGAUUACAUAGAAAUAAUCUCUCAGAUAACUUUCCUCUCUGAAGUUAUGGACAUUUUUGAAUAUGGGGCAAAAUUACGUGAUAAAGUUAUGAAAAGUAAAGCCAAUGUAGUGGUUGCCUAUGGAGAAUCAUAUUCCGUGACGCUGUUCAGAUUUUUGCCAUAUUUAUCAGAAGUAGAACAAAUGACUGGCCACAGCUAUAGCAUCUACAAUGCUGUCUAUGCAGUGGCCCAUGCUUUACAUGUCAUGUCCUCAUCUGGAGUCAGACACAGGACAAUGAUGCAUAGAGGAGAACAGAAGCUUCAGAAUCAACAGUCAUGGCAGGGACGGCCUCUUUCUCUGUGUACUGAAAGUUGCUAUCCUGGUUCUAGCAAGAAAGUGAAGGAAGGGAAGCCAUUUUGCUGCUACGAUUGCAUCCCAUGCCCAGAAGGGAAGAUUUCAGACCAGAAAGAUAUGAAUGACUGCCAUAAAUGCACAGAUGAAACCUAUCCAAAUGAAAACAGGGAUACCUGCAUUCCUAAGGAGAUCAGUUUUCUGUUAUAUGAAGAACCUCUGGGACUCAGUUUAGCCUGUUUUGCACUUUCCUUAUCUUUGGCCACAGCUCUAGUACUAGGAACAUUUAUGAGGCACCACAACACUCCUAUUGUCAAAGCCAACAACUGGAGCCUCACCUACACUCUCCUCAUCUCCCUCCUGCUCUGCUUCCUUUCUGCAUUCCUUUUCAUUGGCCAGCCUGAUAAGGUGACAUGUCUCUUUCAACAAACUGCUUUUGGGAUCAUCUUCUCAGUGGCUGUUUCUUGUGUGCUGGCCAAAACUAUCACGGUGGUUCUGGCUUUCAUGCCCACCAGACCAGGAAGCAGAAUAAGGAAAUGGGUGGGGAAAGGACUGGCCAGCUGCAUUGUGUAUUCCUGCUCCCUUAUUCAAGUAGGCAUUUGUGCAGUGUGGUUGGCAACCUCUCCCCCAUUCUUAGAUGUAGACAUGCACUCAGUGUUUGACAAAAUUGUGCUGGAAUGUAAGGAGGGCUCUGUGACUAUGUUCUAUUCUGUUCUGGGGUACUUGGGCUUCCUGGCCAUUGUCAGUUUCACUGUGGCAUUUUUUGCCAGGAAGCUACCUGACAGUUUCAAUGAAGCCAAAUUUAUCACUUUCAGCAAGUUGGUCUUUUGCAGUGUUUGGAUGUCUUUUGUUCCAACUUACUUGAGCUCCAAGGGGAAAUACAUGGUGGCUGUAGAGGUGUUCUCUAUAUUAAUCUCCAGUGCUGGCUUGCUGGGCUGCAUCUUUCCCCCCAAAUGUUACAUUUUGUUGUUGAGGCCUGAGCUGAACAGCAGGGAACAGCUCAUAAGGAAAAAGGAUUUGAGAAUGUAA
This is a messenger RNA of Hemicordylus capensis (graceful crag lizard), 1431 nucleotides long. RefSeq names its product vomeronasal type-2 receptor 26-like. Gene Ontology annotation, cellular component: membrane. Gene Ontology annotation, molecular function: G protein-coupled receptor activity. The coding region runs from base 1 to 1431 and encodes 476 amino acids. The record is from RefSeq and is a predicted model, not a curated record. Gene Ontology annotation, biological process: G protein-coupled receptor signaling pathway. Lineage: Eukaryota; Metazoa; Chordata; Lepidosauria; Squamata; Cordylidae. The transcript is spliced from 4 exons.